AUGGCUUCGGAGAAGAAGCUAGCGAAUCCAAUGAGAGAAAUCAAAGUUCAGAAACUUGUUCUCAAUAUCUCCGUCGGUGAAAGUGGCGAUCGUUUAACCAGAGCCGCCAAGGUUCUUGAACAGCUUAGUGGCCAAACCCCUGUUUUCUCCAAAGCUAGGUACACCGUCCGAUCCUUCGGUAUUAGAAGGAAUGAAAAGAUUGCAUGCUAUGUCACUGUUAGAGGCGACAAGGCAAUGCAGCUUUUGGAAAGCGGGUUGAAGGUCAAGGAAUACGAGCUGUUGAGGAGAAACUUUAGUGAUACUGGUUGUUUUGGCUUUGGUAUCCAGGAACACAUCGAUUUAGGAAUCAAGUAUGAUCCAUCCACUGGCAUUUAUGGAAUGGAUUUCUUUGUGGUGUUGGAGCGCCCUGGUUACCGUGUGGGACGUCGUCGUCGGUGCAAAGCACGUGUUGGAAUCCAGCACCGUGUCACAAAGGAUGAUGCCAUGAAGUGGUUCCAAGUUAAAUAUGAAGGUGUUAUCCUAAACAAGUCCCAAGCAAUUUAG
This is a messenger RNA of Vicia faba (fava bean), 543 nucleotides long. Lineage: Eukaryota; Viridiplantae; Streptophyta; Magnoliopsida; Fabales; Fabaceae. The record is from the annotation of a GenBank genome assembly.